Messenger RNA from Anneissia japonica, 3838 nucleotides. RefSeq lists its product as uncharacterized. Gene Ontology annotation, molecular function: 3'-5'-RNA exonuclease activity. The transcript is spliced from 5 exons. Lineage: Eukaryota; Metazoa; Echinodermata; Crinoidea; Comatulida; Comatulidae. Bases 662 to 3838 code for a protein of 1058 amino acids. The record is from RefSeq and is a predicted model, not a curated record.
GAGGAAAGCUUUUAAAAAAUGGCUGCGUUUGCAGGUUUUCGUAUAAUGGAGUCCGCUGCUGAUGAUGUAUCCGACGAAGCAUCAGUUAACUUAGUUGUAGGCCAUAGUCUUCAACAAGCAAGUACUUCUGCCAGUUCUGCAAGUCCAGCUUCUGAUGCAGUUCAGCUCGAAAGUCCUGACAGCUUGCCUGCUACUUCACCUGCUGCCAGUAGGGACAAAGAGCCAGAAAUUGGACCAUAUUGUUCUGCAGCUGGACUGAGACCAAUCCACUUUCUAAAGCAAGAUGCAACUGUGUAUCCAGAACUUGCCACAGAUUUAAUCAAGAAUGGACUUGUCUUAGAACUUCAUAAAUUUCUAACUAAACAGGGGUACAAAGCUAAUUUUGUAGUAAAAACACUCGUUAAAUUAUGCCCACAGGAAGAUGUCAAAGAAGAUGCGUUGCGUAUGGCUGUGCAAAGGCUAGUGGAACAUGAAAAAAAAUUAGUACGAAAUAAGAAAGGAGAAGCACGUGUGAAAGCUUUGAAAGAAAUGAGAGAUCAAGAUUUCAAUAUGUUACGGAAAAGAAUGCUAAAGGUUCCAGACACCCCAAGAAAAAAAAAAACUUAGGGCUGAACUAAAGAAGGAGAGGAUUGCUCAUCAUGCUGUGAGAAGCAAACUUGCAAUGACUGAACCAGCGCUUGAUUUACUGAAGAAUUAUGAAGACAGGAAUGAAGCCCUUGAAGAAAUGCUGCAUGAAGAGAGACAAGCCAAAGUCACAACACAAACCAAGAACACUACUCUCGAAGAAGAAAAUAGGGACUUACAGGCAUCUUUAGCUACACUUGAAGCAAAAUAUGCUGUUGUUAUGGAAGAGCUAGAUAACUUGAGCAAAUUAUUUGACCCAACGAAAGAUGAUUUAGACAAAUACAGAACAGCCUAUGAACAUUCAUCGACUGUACUUGAUGAUCUGGAAAAUCAGUUAGCGGAUGCAAAGAAAAAGUUGACCAGUUUGAAUACAAGGAAUGUCAACAAGAAAAUUAAAAGAAGAGAUGCAACUAUUUCUCACUUAACACAAAAGGAAAGUAAUCUUUUAGAUGAAGUACAGGAACUAAAGGAAGAAUUAAAUGAUACAAAGGCUAAACUUAAUGAAUCUAUCAUAGCAAAGCAGAAAAUUGUGGAGAAGCUAAGUGCUAAAGGGAACCAAAAAAAAAAGGUAGAUAAACGUGCCUGGAGACUAAAACAACAGCUGUUAUGUCAAACAACAGAGUCAUCAUACUCAGAAGAUGAUGUAAAACAGCUAGAAGAUCGCAUAGAUUUUCUAAAUUCAAAAAACAAGGAACUUGAGCAGCUAAUAGCACUGAUGGAAGAGGAUGUUAUUGUAGGAUUUCAAGGUGGCCGUUACAAGGAUGAAGUGAGGGAAACUAUAAUCUCACUGCUUCAAAUGAAUGUUGCUAUGUCUAAAGUAAAUGACGUCAUUCAAAUUGUACUAAAGAAAUUCACAGGAAAAAAAGUAGAUCGGUUGCCAACUCUUGGAAAAAUUUCCCAAAUCAGCUUGGAGGCCAGGUAUUUAGCUGACGUUGAAGUUGCUCUUGCAAUGCAAGCAAACAAACCUGAUGAUGUCUUGGGUAAUUGCAUACAUGGCGAUGGUACAACUAAGUACCACAAGAAGUGGCAAAAUUUUCAGGUUACACUACCAAAUGGAGAGGCUCGUACGAUGGGUCUGAUGCAGAUGGCUGGAGGCGACACAGAAUCUGUGAUGGAUGCUUUUAAAGAAAGAAUAAUGGAGCUUGCAGAUACGCUUGAUACAGUGGAAGGAAGUUCUGGUAGAAAAGAACAGCUGUAUGAAGAGUUGAUUACCACUAUAAAAAGCACAAUGACUGAUCAAGGCCCAUCAAUGCCACAGUUCAGUGCAAAACUAGAGGCGUUACGAACGAGCCUUUUACCAAAAGUGGUAAAGCACUGGGAGACCUUGCCGACAGAGGUGCAAGAAAAUGUAGCAGAAUUUGGGACAUUUUUUUGCAAAAUGCACCCCUUAAUAAAUUUUGCAGAAGAAAUUAAUAAAGUGCUUAAGUCAUUGGAAGACAUAACCUCCAAUGGAAAAAACAUACACACAAUUGCCACGGCUGAAGCAGGUGUUACUCGCCUAGUUCGAACUGCAAGCAAGGCUUUCCAUCAUAGGGGCUCAGACCAAAGUGGGGCAGAAGAUGUGUUCACCUCAUACCUAUCUAACCAAUACAACACCCACAACCACCUUCCAUACUAUGUGGGGAACAGAGCGAACAUUAUUUUUGAGUCUGCUGCAGCAACUUAUUUCCAUGUAGAUCACAUAAUAACAUUUGUGCAGAGCCUUCCUGAACCAAAUAAGUUGCUACAAGCUGUUGCAGAAGAUGCUGGAGAAAUGAUUAACAGGGCAGAACUACGAGCACUGGGCAUUCUCUUUAAGUGUGUUACAGCUCCAUUGUGGCAUCGUAUUAAGAAUGCAGAUAACGUAUUGUCAUUAAAUCCUACAUUACAUCAGCUUCAAGAAAAAUUGGAAAAGUGGAAAGACGAUGCUACUGAUCUAUUUAAUGGAGAGACUGUAUUUGAUGAUGCUGUUGUAGAGAAAGAUGACAUUUACGAGGCCUUAUUUAAGGACUGUGAUGACCCACAGAUGGAAAUUCUAUGCAUCCAAGCAUUGGAACUAACUACAUGUGCAAUGCUCUUAAUCCUUAACAGGCAAUGUGCUGAUCAACUUCCAGGAGGGAAAUACUGGAACCUGGAUGAACAGCGGACCAGCAAAUACCAAAAUGUCCCAUCAACAAACAUGAUUGGGGAACGAGAUUUUGCAAUGUUGGACUGCCUUAUUAGACAGAAGCCUAAUGUGCGUUGCACCCAUUUAGAAACAUUGAUUAUGUGGUCCAACAAUGGUACUAGAUUAUGGCUGGAUGGCUUGGAUCCAGAGACAAAGGCCAAAUAUAUGGCCCAAGCAAGAGCGCAUGCCCCUGAAAUUCAAGAGAGAUACAAGAAACGUAUUCAGGAAAUAAAAAAGCAGAGGUGGAUUAAUCUGCAAGAAAAGCAAAAGAAAAAAAUUGAAAAAGAACAAAAGAAAGUGCAUGACCGAGUAAAGCUGACAAAUGAUAUAACAUCGCAGGGUGGAAUAUGGUGCACAGAAGAAGAUAUUGAGCAUCACUAUGAAGGGCUGUGUAGAAACAACAAUGAUGAAACAGUAAGGCGUGCGAUAUACGCCCAACUAAACUUCCACCAGAAAAUACUGCAAGCAAAGGCACCACUGAAAGAAUACUUCCAGCUCUCAAGAUCUGUAAAUGGAAAACCUGUGAAAUAUACAAAACAGGAAAUGAAAACUCAUUUGGUAGAAAUCAUCACAGCCAAUGACUUAAGUUCUGUUGCUGACAAACAGCCAGAAGAAUUAAUGGACAUUGCUGAAGAGCAGCCUCCUGAACCAGUUAAGUACAUUGAUCCUGAAAUUCAGAGUGGGAGCUAUGCCGACCUCAAAGUCCAGCUUGCAGGUAGAAUAGAGGCUGUCUCUUAUACACAUCUAGAUGUGUAUAAGAGACAGUUCGCGAACAAGGAUUGUAUUGGUGCAGCAUUACUCCAGGAAACGGCUGGAGAAAUAUUUCCAGUUUCAUAUGCGAGUAAGAAACUCAAUGAGACCCAAAAGAGAUAUUCGGUUAUUGAAAAGGAAUGUCUUGCAAUUAUAUGGGGAGUCCAAAGAUUUGAACCCUACCUUUAUGGUAGAGAGUUUGUGAUCCAAAGAGAUCACCAGCCUCUCACAUCUCUUAGAAAAACACAGGUGGCAAAUGGUCGCAUCUUACGAUGGGCUCUUAUUUUACAACUUUCAGAUACCGAAUCAGGGUCAUAA